AUGCCCUUCGACGCGACAGACAGAUCUCAUGAGUGCGAAUAUGUAGAUGAGGAUAUAGAUUUCACACCCGGUGAUCUCGCUGAUGAUGAUAGAGAUGUUGAAAUGGACGAUGAUGCCGAUUUCCAGUCUCACUAUUCAGAAAAAUACUCCUCCUCUACUUCUACAUCUAGUCGAGAGGACGAACCCUCGAAGGCGGAUGAUGAGGGUGUAAUGCAACGCUCUCCAUUCCCAUUCCAUUCUUCUCUCCAUGGUCCUAAUGCAUUUGCCCCCCCAUUCUACAACCGUCCACCAACGCCGCUACCGCCAUCUCCUUCAUUAACAUCUCUCCUUCGACCGUCCUUUUCUGCAACUACAUCGCGCCCCACCACACCAGACAGCUCUGAUAUUGAAACCCUGAAUGACACAGAGGAAGCAGUCGCACGCUCUGCACGUACUGCAAUUACUGUACCACCUGCAAGCCCUAAAGUUCCUACAUAUGAGUACUAUGGAUUUGUGCUUUAUCUCGCUUCCUCACUCACCUUCCUGAUAUACCUUUUGUGGUCAUACCUUCCCUCGCCGUUUCUUCAUCAGCUGAGGAUUUAUUACUAUCCAAAUCGCUGGUGGUCUCUUGCGAUCCCAUCUUUCCUUGUAAUCACCAUUAUUUACAUUUACAUUGCAUUAUCCGCUUAUAAUACUGGAUAUCUUACGCUGCCGAUGAGUAGUAUCGAAAAUAUUGUGGAUGAAGUAGCAAAUAUUGCAGUCAUUGAUAGCAAGGGCAGGAGACGGCCUGGUGGAUCUGAGAAGAUGAAUCCAAAUGCUGCAACGGCACAAACAAUGAGCCCUCACAAAAGAAGGCUAGAGUGGAAAUACAUCUGGAAUGAAGGAACAGAUGCUGUGAUGGACAUACCCAUUGGCGGUGUAUGCGAGGUGCUUUAUGGCUCGAAUGAAACCGACUAG
Histoplasma mississippiense is the source of this 936-nucleotide messenger RNA. RefSeq lists its product as hypothetical. The transcript has 2 exons. The record is from RefSeq and is a predicted model, not a curated record. The coding region runs from base 1 to 936 and encodes 311 amino acids. Lineage: Eukaryota; Fungi; Ascomycota; Eurotiomycetes; Onygenales; Ajellomycetaceae.